AUGUCGUCCCCGGAUGACUUUGACUCGCUCUACGCAAAUCUGCCAAAGACUGGAACUGUGCCCAGCGUGAGCGCAAACAUCGCGAGCACCUCCUACUUCGCGGACCCUCUUGCGAACUUUGGCACCUCGUUCGCCAGCAGCCAAAGAGCUGGUCAAGAUGUCAACACAGGCAAGCGCCCAGCCAUGUCACCAAGCUCAACAGAAACACCGCACGAUUCUCUGGCCCGGCCAGCACUCACUCACGCAACAUCCAAAGACGAACCAUUUCCCUUUCCCGAACCAGGACAGGAUUGGCGUUUCAACCGAGAUUUCCAUCCCAGUAUCAGCAUACCGGAGCGUUAUAGAAUACUGGAAGAAGAACGUGAAUUCAGACAACAAAGACUACAGAUUCACCAGGACCUGGCAUUGCGAGAGAGGCAGAAGCGUCAGAACGGAGGAGGGGCCCCAGGGACGGGAGCCGAACUCUUUUCAUCGAAACAAGGACAACUUGAAAGCAGCAAUCAUCUCGGGGAGGAAGACCUGAAGAAGUCCAAAAAGAAGAUGACCAAGGGGGAGAAGGAGUGGGCAAAGAGAGAAGAGAGGAAGGCGAGGUCUGCUCAGGACACUGCGCUGUGGAUAGAGCAGUUGGCGAGGGAGCAGCAGGCUGGGAAUACAGGCAAGGUGGAAAAGAUAAAGAAGGAGAGACAUUGCUCGUGCCCUAGCCUGGGGGGUUGUAUCAAUGCCUGUUUCGAGGGUUUUAUUAUGGAGAUGAGGCUUGACCGAGUGACCUUUAAGGCCUUGAGGGAGGAUGGGAUUGCUGGAAACGAGAUCAUUCGGGAUGAUGAGGGGACAUGGAGAGGUCGUACUGAGGUCCUCGGGAAAAUUGUCCCUGACCUCGUGGUGUAG
This is a messenger RNA of Sordaria macrospora k-hell, 885 nucleotides long. RefSeq lists its product as uncharacterized. NCBI's taxonomy places the organism in Eukaryota, Fungi, Ascomycota, Sordariomycetes, Sordariales, Sordariaceae. The record is from RefSeq and is a predicted model, not a curated record.